Molecule: messenger RNA, 3742 nt
Organism: Thunnus maccoyii (southern bluefin tuna)
Lineage: Eukaryota; Metazoa; Chordata; Actinopteri; Scombriformes; Scombridae
Gene: elk3
Product: ETS transcription factor ELK3
Exons: 5
Coding region: 364-1509 (381 amino acids)
Biological process (GO): regulation of transcription by RNA polymerase II; cell differentiation
Cellular component (GO): nucleus
Molecular function (GO): DNA-binding transcription factor activity, RNA polymerase II-specific; sequence-specific DNA binding
Source: RefSeq, a predicted model, not a curated record
GUUUAUGGGAAAUAGAGAUUUUGUGUAUGUGUGUGUGUGUGUGUGUGUGUGUGUGUGUGUGUGUGUGUGUGUGUGUGUGUGUGUGUGUGUGUGUGCUUACACAGACGGGAAUAGCCUACUGCGCCAGAGGAAGUGCGCCGGUUCUCCGUCUGCGCGUCCCGACUUCCUGCUCUGAGGCAGGAGAGAGAAAAGCUGCGGAUCCGCUUUCAGACAGCAGCAGCAGCAGCGCAGCAGCAUGGAGCCCCAACACAACACACACACCCCACUUUAAGACACAAACACACACAUAACGCACGGGCAGACGGACAGAAGAGCAGCGGCCGUCCACAGCUGGAUCACCUGUGUCUCUGGUGUCAUCCCAUCAUGGAGAGCUCCAUCACACUCUGGCAGUUCCUGCUGCAGCUGCUGCUCGACCACAGCCACAAACAUCUCAUAUGCUGGACGUCCAACGAUGGUGAGUUCAAGCUGCUCAAGUCAGAGGAGGUGGCAAAGCUGUGGGGGCUGCGCAAGAACAAGACCAACAUGAACUAUGACAAGCUGAGCAGAGCGCUGCGCUAUUACUACGACAAGAACAUCAUCAAGAAGGUCAUCGGCCAGAAGUUCGUCUACAAGUUUGUGUCAUUCCCUGAGAUUCUGAAGAUGGACCCUGCAGUGGUGGAGUCAGGACGGAGUAGCGAGGAAAGUGGAGGUCCGACAUCAGAGGCUGAGGCUGAAGACGAGGGUGGAGGUGGGAGAAACCAGUACCUCCACUCCGGCAUGUACUCCUCUUUCACCGUCAGCUCCCUGCAUCACUCCUUAGACCCUCAUCGGCCGAUCAAGACGGAGCCCAGAUCCGAUCGCCAUGACGACAGCUCCUCUGUCAUCCGAUUCAUAACCAACCGUGGCCACUCCUCCCUCCCCUCCACUCCACCCCCAUCCUCCACUGAGACCUCGUAUUCCUCCAGGCCAUCUCCUCGGCAGGCCCGCUCUUCCUCUUGUUCCUCCUCCCCGCCACAAAGCCCCGCCCACACGCUGUGGAGGGGACGGGGUCCUGGGGCAGAGACUGAUGACUCAGAGCAGAGCGCUCAACCUCUAAACCUGUCGUCAGGUCAGAGGGAAAGAGAGAGGUCACAGAGUACAACCACUCCAGAAAGGAGAGGAUUAGCCAAUAGUGCGCCUUCAAAAACCAGGAAACCUAAAGGUCUAGAAAUCGCCGCUCCCUCCCUCCUCCUGACAGGAAGUGACCUUGUUUCCAUUGCCCUCAACAGCCCGGCACUGCCGUCAGGGUCCCUGACUCCUGCCUUCCUCACUGCACAGACUCCGUCUGGUCUGUUGCUCACUCCCAGUCCUCUGCUUUCCAACAUCCACUUCUGGUCCAACCUGAGUCCAGUGGGACCCCUCAGCCCCGCCCAACUGCAGAGCCACACCCCCCUCUUCCAGUUCCCCACCUUGCUGAAUGGACACAUCCCAGUGCCUUUGCCCAAUGUGGACGCUCCUUCUCCUUUGCUGCUCUCCUCAAGCUCCCACUAGUCCUGAUAACACCUGGAGCCCUAAGAACGACCUGGGCCAAACCAGACUGAAAUAGGCCAGAUAAGGACUAAGCCAAUCAGCCUUAAACUCUGUUGAUGGACCACACAGGGAAUGGGACUGAGCCCAAUAACACUUUGAUCUGAAACCUGUUCCUUUACAUUUAUAAUAUGAAGAAACAGGAGCUUCACUCUGAAGCUUUGCUCUCCAAGAAGAGUAUUUGCAUUUGACAUUUCAUUCUGUUUACUACAGUUCAGCUGAUAUCAUUUCCCGUGUUCUUCACAUUUGUGUUUGGUGAUUUCUUCUAUUCAGGGAGUAAAAGCCUCUGUGACAAACAUUUAGACUAUCAUGGCACACUAAAAGUUUAAACCUAAACUAAGAUGGAAAAGAAAGAUGAAUCCAUGGAUGUAAGAUUUGUGUCUUGUAAAUUGACCCGGUUAAAAAGGAAAAAAAAGAUUGAUUAAGUUCUUUCAGCAGUAGAGGCUCUUGAAGAUCCCUCUGAUAGGAAUCUCCAUCAUAUCACCAGCGGGAAACACUGAGUGAUGAUCAAACCACUCAUUACUUUUUUCAUCUCAUUUCAUUUCUCAUCUCAUUCCACUUGGUGCAAAUCUCAGUGAUACAGACUGGGUGCAAUUUUAUGAAUGUUAUUGCUAUUUUCCCCCGUGCCCUGACUAAUCUCAAUACCCACACCUCUCAGACAAACAAAAGAGACCUGGGGAAAUCUAUGUCAGAAAUGAUGAGACCUCACUUAGCCAGACAGCUUUACAAGUUUAAUAUAGAAUGGCAGACACUUCACCUGUGGACUCCACCACAGCUUCUUUAAUUAAAGAAAAAUGAGAGAAACAAUAAAAGGUGAACAUUUUGCAAAGGCUAAAUAUUCACUAGGUUAAAACAUUGCAGGUUGUGACACAUUUUGCUUUUCACAAGCGAAUGGGAAACUUUCUUGUACUAAAUUCUUUCUUUUACUAAAUUCAAAACACUUACAGGUGUUGAUGUUACAGUGGUUCUUGGUCUGGUAUGACCGGUAGCGUACUAAUGUUAGCAAACUUUAAUUAGAUACUGCUGUGAGACUGACACUACUAAGUUAGUUCACUGACUUUGUGACUGUUCUCCACUUGUGCUACUGUCAAAAUAGGUCUUAGCAUUUAUCAUUAUCUAAUGUGGCAGCUGUUCAGCUAAAGUUAUGUAGUCUUGUUUUUAAGUAUAAGAAAAUAACCCUGGGGUUAUCUCAAAUUUGGCAUGAGAAUUUAAAUUUAACAGAUAGCCUUGAGGGCGGAGUUUGAAAGACAUGGGCGUUUACCAGGCGAGGACGGUUUAACGAAUGACGUUACUUAGUUGCAUUAUGGGAAAUGUAGGAUUCAGCGUUUUUGGAGCUUGAGUCAUACAUGGAACUAAAAGUCAGGAAAUCUCAGUGUCUGAUGCAUCAGUUUUGACCACUGAAUGGUCAAGGCUUUCUCUUGUGAAUACUUAAUGAAAGUGCAAUGCUAAAUCUUGUGAGUGCCCCUUUAAAAUGGGACCAUAGCUGGAUAAUUUGAUGCUACAGGCUUCACAGGGCAGUAAAGUAACCUUGACAUGACAUAUAACAAGUAAAGUGUGACUAUAUUUUUUUCUGCACUAAUUUUCCCGGGCCAUGACUCCUAAUGUGCACAAUUUUGGUUUAUCAAAAUAUUCAAUUGACUGCUGUCUCAUUUAUUAACCUGAAACCAAUCUGUCGUGAAAAAACAUGACAUGAGAUUAAAAUGACAUGGCAAGUCUCUCAGGAUCAUUUUCAUGAUAACCUGAUAUAAAUUUGUCCAAAUCUGGAUUGUUUGAGUGGGAUGUGUGGCCUCAUGAGAUAAUUCCCUCACUGACUCCUGGCAGAGCACCUGCUAGCCGGAGCGCCAAAACGCUCUGGAAGUCUUCUGUAAUGCUUCAACAAUUGUACUUGACGCUGUGAACUUUUUUUUUUUUUCCACCUGUAUAGUUUCAUGCUUUUUCAAAAAUGCACUGUAGCCUUGUACCAGCUGUGCCUUGUAUAAUGUAAGUAAACUUAUUAAGCUUUAAACCAGGUUUCAAUAGACAUUCCAGGUCAAAAUUGCACAAAAGCUUUUUUUUUUCUUCUUUUUUUGUAAAACGACUCCAGGUUAUUUUUAUAGAGAAAUUAAUGGAAGUGUAUUCUCAAUGAUUUGCUUGUGUUUUGCUGUUUCGUUGAGAGAAAUGUUACUGUUUUUUGGAAUAAAAUGAGCAUUGAAUGCUA